Messenger RNA from Haliotis rufescens (red abalone), 2495 nucleotides. RefSeq lists its product as uncharacterized. Bases 1 to 2346 code for a protein of 781 amino acids. Gene Ontology annotation, biological process: semaphorin-plexin signaling pathway. The transcript is spliced from 13 exons. Gene Ontology annotation, molecular function: protein binding; semaphorin receptor activity. Lineage: Eukaryota; Metazoa; Mollusca; Gastropoda; Lepetellida; Haliotidae. The record is from RefSeq and is a predicted model, not a curated record.
AUGGUGCACUGCAGAGGGGGAGGUUUCAGUCUACUCGUGUGUGUGUUUUUCCUAUCGGUGGCAGCAGGCGUAUAUCCAACCUGGGAGGACACUGGACGUGUAGAUGAGGUGAUCACAGACAACAACACAGGGCACGUGUACACGGCGGGGGAGAAGGGGAUCCGUCAUUGGUCUGAAAAUCUCACUUUCAUCGCCGGUGUUGGUUGGGGCGAUGCAGACGACUGCGUUGGUGACGCUGGAGGUAAUGUGACAGCGAUGGCGUUACAGCCUGGCUCCCCUCGACUUCUGGCCUGCUCCACAGCCUGUGGGGGUCUCUGUGCUGUGUACAAUACGUCUAAUAUCACCCAGAGGUUGUGGAUGAACAAUGGAACUAACCACAGUUACAUCAACACCCGUUCUGUUCUGGUGUUCCUUGACAAUGUAACGUUGCUAGUAGCAUCAUCAACCUCGAACAAGCCGACGCCCGUCGUCCCCGUGUUGUCGUACCGACACUUGUCUCUCCCAGAUCAAGGCCAACCUAGUAUGAACAUCAGUGACCACAACGAGGCUGUCAUGUCAAGAAAACCAGAAAGCAACUACGCCAUACAUUUUAUAUCAGGCUUCACCAAGAACAAUUUCACAUAUUUCCUUACAACCCAGAGAGAAACGUCAAGCAUGAAGGUCACAACCCGACUCAUUAGACAUGGCGGAUACCGGAAGCUCCAUCACUGUCAGUUUUGGAAGAAAUACCAAGAUCCCUCUCGUGGAUCAGCGUUGUGCCAGUACACAUUUGAGGAUAUCAGAAACGACAGUUCUGAUGUGCUGUGUAGGUUUAGUACAACAACUCCAAAAGUGUCGUGGGCAGAUGUCACCGGCGGGUGUAAUGUUCAGGACCGACAGUGUAUAGUGUGCCAGCAACCUCAAUGUCGAGGAACAUUCCAAAUAACGGAAAACAAAACACUAUUUAAUUAUAAAGGCUUUAAACCGGACUUCAAUGCAGUCUACCGAAACAUCACGAUUGUAAUUACCACAGUGCUUCCGAGUGAAGCAGAAACCGUCAACGUUGCUACUUCCGCUGGAGAAGUACUGCAACUUACGACCGGUGUUGAUGGGAACCUCUCGUUAAGCAGCAACAUGAGCGUUAGCAGUGAUAGUUCCCCACCACGCCGUGUCGUCGUCCGAGACAGCAACGACUUCUUGCACCUCUUCACCAUCAGCAGCAACACGGUGAAGGAGGUAGACAUCUGUGAAGGCAGACGCUGCCAGGAAUGUAGACGUAUCAGUCGUUGUAGUUGGUGCAAGAAGUGUGUGUUCAGUGAGGCAUGCGGAGGAAGCACGUGUAAAGUCCAGAACUGGUAUCCAAAGAAAGGGCCUCGGGGAACAGUCAUCACGUUUGAGGGAUGUGGAUUCAAUGAGACAGACAAUCAAGUAGCAGUAGCUGGGAGAAAAUGUCAACUGAAGGGCACGAGUUUGACCAGGAGACGGUGCACACUGGGGAAGAAGCCAGGACAAGAAAAUCAAAAUGUCAAGAAAGAUGAGAUGAAGGUUCAGUUUCCUGACUGCUCACUUGGCAAUUUUACAAUCACGCCAGACCCAGUCAUUACAGAUGUAUUCCCGACAACAUCCAUACAGAGUGGAGGUCUGACGAUCACAGUCGUGGGGGAGAACUUUGACGCUGUAGAACAGCCGCGGAUUGAAGUAACUGUGUUUCACAGCACACACGGUGCGAAUUGUACCGGAACUAACAAACCUACACAGGGGAAGGUGUUUUGUGUGACGCCACCGUUCGUAACGGAAAAUCGAAAUAAGACAACUGGCAACCUUUCUGUUAUAAUGGACGGAGUGAUAAAACAUUAUAACAUUACAGUCUAUCCAGAUCCAACCUUGGUAUACUCACGAACGCCUGUCGUGGUCAGUGAAGGAGAUAUGUUAAACAUACCUGCUACCCUCGAUGGCGUCAAUGAAACAGAUGUUCGAGUCGAAAUCGGCCCGAGCAAUUGUUCCAAUGUUCAUUUCAGUCGUACGUUGAUCACUUGUACGCCUGUGUUGAUGACUGAUGCCAAUACGCCCCGGAAUAUCACGGUUAAAAUAGGCAACAACCUGAGUCUGUAUGCUGGACAGAUCAUGUUUGUAACACGGAGGUCGCCUUCUUACCACAACAUUAUCAUCGGGAGCGUGGCAACAGUCGCAGUCAUCGCCAUCAUCGUUAUCGCUGUAACCGCCGUCUGUGUCAGGGAGUACAAAUCAGCUCUGCAUUCACGUCAGCAAUCGGAGCUGACGCCAACUUCAGCAGAUGGAGGGAAUGACCUUUAUCUGACGCCGUCUGUCAGACCAUCAUCUGCCGCCAGAACUGAUGAAUUGUCUUGAACAAAGCAGGGUCAUCAUUCCAGCAGCGAGACUGCGCAUUGGUACCACUAUUGGCGCAGGUAACUUCGGCCGUGUGUGCGCGGGUAUACUGUGUCCAGAGACGGGAGAAGAUGGGCACCCUCGGCAAGUUGCUGUCAAAACAAUGAAGG